AUGGGCUCCUACCGAGGAACCCGGUCUCGAAGCUAUCUGUUCUUCAGUGCAGCCCUACUGAUAUGCCUGUUAUACCUUACUUACUCAGCACGAUCCGCUCUAUUCCACAUACCCGAUAGUCUACCAGCAACUCCUAGGGUUGCAAUCCACGAUACCAGAAACAGAACGCUCGGCUUUCAAAAGGUGUUUGCGAUUGGCUUCGAAAAUCGUGUUGAUAAGCGCGAUGCGAUCACGAUCGGCUCUUCGCUCUCAGAAUUUGAUGUCGACUGGUCUGGCGGUGUCAGAUUUGCAGACAUACCCAAAAAAGCAAUAGCAGAGACGUGGGAUUUUAAUGAGCUUCCGAACAGCACUCACGCAGCAUGGCGGGCUCACCUCAAUCUACUUCGACACAUAGUCAACGAACGCAUUCAAACCGCAUUGAUCAUGGAAGACGACACAGACUGGGACUGGUUUCUUAAGGACCAGCUCGACGCGUUCGCCGAGUCCGCUGGGGCAUUGCAAGAGACCGGUCUUAGACCCCGAUCUCCGUACGGUGAUUCAUGGCACGCGCUCUGGCUAGGACACUGUCGACUUGGUCCCAAUAGUGCGCCGCAGGACGUUCAUUUUCUCAGUAACGAUAUCACUGUUCCACCAGUGGGAUUCCGACACAGUAUCUGGCGUCAGGGACGUAUCCCCCCCGAACUUUUCUCGAAUGAUACACGUGCCGUCUUCCGGGCACACGGGGGCAUGUGCACCUAUGCCUAUGCAAUUACUUACGAAGGUGCUCAAAAGAUUAUCACAUCGCUCUCGUUAAUGGCUGACGCCGCUCCAUUCGACGUUGCGAUGAGCGCAAUGUGUCGGCAAGCGCAUUUAGCUCCUUUCAAUUGCUACGGUAUCCAUCCCCCGAUAUUUGCGAGUCAUCGAUUUGCAGGGUCCAAAUCUCGCGACUCUGAUUUGAUGUCGUAUGAGGUGGCUGCUAAGCACCCAGAAUUUACGUGGGACAUUGUUUACAGCGUGCUCCAGAAUGCUCCGAGGUUGCUAUCGGGAGCAACGACGGUGGCGUCUCAAUGGCCGAACGACACAAGAUAUGCUGAGAUCGACAAAGACGAAACCUUACAGCUGAGAAGGGAUAUACGAAAUAUAAAAUGGCAGGAUAUCCCAAUGACGAAAAUCAAAGGCGUGAACUCUUUCGACUGA
This is a messenger RNA of Lithohypha guttulata, 1176 nucleotides long. RefSeq lists its product as uncharacterized. The record is from RefSeq and is a predicted model, not a curated record. The transcript has a single exon. Bases 1 to 1176 code for a protein of 391 amino acids. NCBI's taxonomy places the organism in Eukaryota, Fungi, Ascomycota, Eurotiomycetes, Chaetothyriales, Trichomeriaceae.